ACCUCUGAUUCACGGCCAUCAUUACAAGCCGACGAAAAAACCACCUCUCCGAUGGUGAAAGGAAGUGAUUGAAACAGGGAAAUCCGGAAAGCACACACACCCAUUUCAGAGGACGCAGGAUAAUUUAAAAAAUCCCCCACCCCUUCGCAUACAUCCUUCCCCUUCCCUCUAGGAGAAAGCCCAAAUCAUGAGAUAAGAAGCAACAAAACAUGGCUCCUUCCUUUUCCUCCUCCUUCUCUUCUUCCUCUUCUUCAUCCAAAUCCCCUCCUCCCCUGCAGCACUCCCCACGUUUCACUCCAAUUCAAGAAUGCGAAAGGGAAGAACUUGAGGAUGCAACCCCAAGUGCUAGAAGAAUGACGCCAAAGCACAUCCCGACGCCUCUCCACGACAGAAGCAAGAAGGCCAACGCUAGGAAACACCAUGAAUCGGGUGCUGAAGGUUCUGUCUCAUGCAACAAUUGCAGGCCACAUGCUCGAGAAAAGAUAUCUGUGGUUCCUCUGGAUAACAAUGGUGUCGACAAGCAUCAAUCUGUCUCCAUGGCUAGUCCCAACGGCAUUUUCAAGUCCAUUUUCCAUUCUUUAACGAGCUGGAGGAGUCCAAAACCGACGGAUACACCCUCAGCGAGAGAAGAGCGAUGGAAGGUCGCUGUUGCUGAGCUCUCAAAUAAGCUCAUUCAAGUAACAAGGAAGAGAGAUGAGGCAGUGCUGGAGGCUUCAAGGUUAAAAUACUCCAUGACAGAGCUUGAGAAAAAGCUUAGCAAGCUUGAAGUUUACUGUCACAAUCUGAAAUCCGGGCUCGAUGAAUGCAGUGGGAAUUCCCCUUACAGAACCGGCAAAGGUCACAGCUUCUAUCAAGCGAUGAAUCAAGAUGGUGGUGUUGGUUUCAACGAGAAAGUGAUUGACCAAUUUUUGGUUUGUGUCUCUGAAGCUAGAUCUUCAAUUAGACUAUUGAGCAAAUCCCUUACAAUGCAACUGAAGCACAUGGGAGGCAAAGUUUAUGAGAGAAUAUCUGUUCUUUUGCAGCCUUAUGAUAUAAAGGUUUCUUACUCCAAGAGUCCCAAGACCCUUGUUUUUCCCCUUGAAGCUUUGCUGAAUAAGGCCUUCUUUGAAGAUUUUGAGUCCACUGGCUUUGAAAAGAACUCAGUGAACCAAAUCUUGAAUCCUAUAGAUCGUUGUGAAGCUAAUUAUCGGUCAUUCAAUGAAUUGCAUGGUCUAACAUGGGAAGAGGUCUUGAAUAAAGGGACAAGGCACUUCAGUGAGGAGUUUAGUAGGUUCUGUGAUAGAAAGAUGAGUGAGAUUGUGGCUAUGUUGGGAUGGAACAGAGCUUGGCCUGAACCACUGUUGCAAGCAUUCUUUGGUGCAUCCAAGUGGGUGUGGUUGGUGCACCUCUUGGCCAACUCGGCCCAUCCAGCCCUGCCUAUCUUUAGGGUGGAUAAGGGGGUGAGGUUUGAUCCGGCGUACAUGGACGACAUGGGUGGAGAAAGGGCUAAGAAAUUGGUCCCAAGCAUGGUUCGGAUCAUGGUUACACCUGGUUUCUAUGUGGAUAACAAUGUGGUCAAGUGCAAGGUGCUUUGCAGGUACAACAACAAUGUUGACAAUUGCAGAAUUGAUGAUAAGGGUUUAAUCAUAUCACCGUAAUUAGGGUAUAUGAUCAAUUCGAGUUUGAAUUGUUUAUCUUGAUAACUACUUUGUCAUUCGUAGUAUUCUGUUUAAUUGCUGGUUUAUAUCAAGAUUAAUGGGUGUUGAAGAUCCAUCUCUGGGGCUUUCAGUUGUUGGAUCUUUUUGGGAUUUGGCAGUUUUCUUGUCCACUUUGUUUUACUCUACGUUUGGUCUAUUUCAUCUUUGUGGGAGGUGGGACGUGGAAUGUAUGUGGAUAGAAUUAUUGUUCGUCACAAGAAGAGAGGUAAAGGGGGAGAAAAAAAAAAAAAAAGGGAAAUAAAAACCGCUGUGAAGUGGGACGUUUAUCUUGUAUUUGAAUCUUUUGCUUCAUACAUGAGGAGGGAUAUGAAUGUACCUGUCAUUGAUAAAAAAAACAUGUACCGUAUUAUUAAUUGAGUUAUAAAUUUAUGUGUUUUAA
Molecule: messenger RNA, 2076 nt
Organism: Rubroshorea leprosula
Lineage: Eukaryota; Viridiplantae; Streptophyta; Magnoliopsida; Malvales; Dipterocarpaceae
Source: the annotation of a GenBank genome assembly